This is a messenger RNA of Impatiens glandulifera, 2182 nucleotides long. Its product is annotated as DEAD-box ATP-dependent RNA helicase 8-like. Gene Ontology annotation, cellular component: cytoplasmic stress granule; P-body. Gene Ontology annotation, molecular function: ATP binding; mRNA binding; RNA helicase activity. The coding region runs from base 292 to 1749 and encodes 485 amino acids. Gene Ontology annotation, biological process: cytoplasmic stress granule assembly; P-body assembly. NCBI's taxonomy places the organism in Eukaryota, Viridiplantae, Streptophyta, Magnoliopsida, Ericales, Balsaminaceae. The transcript has 10 exons. The record is from RefSeq and is a predicted model, not a curated record.
AAAACCCAAAAUCAAGGUUUCAUUUUUACUGGUGCAGAAUGGGCAGACCGGUUUCAUAAUCUCAGAUUCCUCUCGAUUUGUCUCCGGCACGGUGAAGAAAGAUUCUUCAAGAAUUUCCUUGGCUCACACAGAGAGUUUUGUUUUCUAUUCUAUUUUGGACUGUUUCCUCAAAAUAGUUUUUUUUUUCAGCAAGAUUUCGCUUUAGAUAUUCAAUAAGCCAUAGAUUCGGAGCUAGCUCUGAGAUCCCAGAUAUUCGUUUUUCAGAUUUUGUAAUAACUUUGAUUUGUUGUAAUGAGUGGUCGAGGUCGAUAUCCGCCGGGGAUGGGUGGCCCAAGUGCUGGCCGUGGAGGAAAUAUGUCUGGAAACCCUAAUUUUCAGCCGAGGAAUGUCCAGCAGCAAUACGUGCAGAGAGGUGGUCCACCGCCAAGUCACCAACAGUUCCAGAAUCAACAGCAGUGGCUGGGGAGGAAUCAAUUGCCUGCAAAUUCUAACCUCGUUGAAGUUGAUAAGACUGUGCAGUCGGAAGCUGUUCAGGCAAGUUCACAAGAUUGGAAGUCUCAACUAAACCUUCCGUCUCCAGAUACUCGAUUCAGAACUGAGGAUGUCACAGCUACUAAAGGAAAUGAAUUUGAAGACUAUUUUCUAAAACGUGAGCUUCUUAUGGGAAUCUAUGAAAAGGGCUUUGAAAGACCAUCGCCUAUUCAAGAAGAAAGCAUUCCUAUUGCUUUAACUGGAAGUGAUAUCCUUGCUAGAGCGAAAAAUGGAACUGGGAAAACAGCUGCCUUCUGCAUCCCUGCCUUGGAGAAGAUUGAUCAGGAUAAUAAUGUCAUUCAAGUUGUCAUAAUUGUUCCAACAAGAGAGCUGGCCUUGCAGACGUCUCAAGUUUGCAAAGAGCUUGGGAAACAUUUGAAAGUCCAAGUAAUGGUUACCACUGGAGGAACCAGCUUAAAGGAUGAUAUUAUGCGUUUGUACCAACCAGUUCACCUGCUUGUUGGGACUCCUGGAAGAAUUCUGGAUCUUGCAAAGAAGGGAAUAUGCGUUCUUAAAGAUUGCUCAAUGUUUGUCAUGGAUGAGGCUGAUAAGCUUUUAUCUCCAGAGUUUCAACCUUCGGUGGAGCAUCUCAUAAGUUUCUUACCUGCAAAUCGCCAAAUACUGAUGUUCUCAGCUACAUUCCCUGUUACUGUGAAAGACUUUAAAGAUAGAUACUUGGGGAAGUCAUAUGUUAUUAAUCUCAUGGACGAGCUUACCCUUAAGGGUAUAACACAAUAUUAUGCUUUUGUUGAAGAGAGGCAGAAACUUCACUGUCUAAACACUCUUUUCUCAAAGCUUCAAAUAAACCAAUCCAUCAUUUUCUGCAAUUCGGUGAAUCGAGUGGAAUUGCUUGCAAAGAAAAUUACUGAGCUUGGGUAUUCUUGCUUCUAUAUUCAUGCCAAGAUGCUUCAAGAUCAUCGAAACAGAGUGUUUCAUGAUUUUCGUAAUGGUGCUUGCAGAAAUCUCGUAUGCACUGAUCUUUUUACCAGGGGGAUCGACAUUCAAGCAGUAAACGUUGUAAUCAAUUUUGAUUUUCCUAAAAACUCAGAAACUUAUCUCCACAGGGUUGGACGAUCAGGGAGGUACGGGCAUCUAGGGUUAGCUGUCAAUCUUAUAACUUACGAGGACCGUUUCAAUCUGUACAGGAUUGAACAAGAACUUGGGACAGAAAUAAAGCAAAUUCCUCCACACAUUGACCAGGCUAUCUACUGCCGUUGACAUUUAAAUUUUUUCUUGAUAAAUGUUCCUCCAGCUGUCAACAGUAAUUCAGGUCAAUGGUGGCUAUAUAAGAAAGAAAAACUUUGGGUUUUAGCACAUUAAUGGUAGUAUGUAAUAUGUCCAUGGAUGCAAAGCUUUUAUGUUUGUGGCGUUGUCGUAAGAUUACUAUGGACCUUGUUGUUACUCAUUCUCAUUGUUACCAAUGCCCACCGAAGAAGAAACCUUUGAGUAGUAAAUGAAGGAAUGUUGUGUGUGAUGUGGCAUGUAAAGACAACUGGUAGUCGUCUUAAGUUAAUCCCAGACUAUUAUUGCUUAAGACGAAGUUUAAAUUUGUUUGUGUUAAUUCCAGACUAUUAUUGCUUAGAACAAGUUUACAGUUGUUUUUGUUAAUCCCAGACUAUUAUUGCUUAUAGUCUAUUACUCAAGUUUGUUU